Molecule: messenger RNA, 1575 nt
Organism: Dichotomopilus funicola
Lineage: Eukaryota; Fungi; Ascomycota; Sordariomycetes; Sordariales; Chaetomiaceae
Product: ATP-dependent RNA helicase DHH1
Exons: 3
Coding region: 1-1575 (524 amino acids)
Biological process (GO): negative regulation of translation; cytoplasmic stress granule assembly; P-body assembly
Cellular component (GO): cytoplasmic stress granule; P-body
Molecular function (GO): ATP binding; RNA helicase activity; mRNA binding
Source: RefSeq, a predicted model, not a curated record
AUGACAGACAGCCUGGUUGACAAGCUGCAGGAGGCAACCCUUGAUGAGUCUCCGACCGCUGAAGAUUGGAAGACAAACCUGAGGCUCCCGGCGAAGGAUACGAGGCAACAGACCGAGGAUGUAACCAACACUAAAGGCCUAGAGUUUGAGGAGUUCGGCCUUAAGCGAGAUCUCCUCAUGGGCAUCUUUGAGGCCGGCUUCGAAAAGCCCUCCCCCAUCCAAGAAGAGAGCAUACCGGUGGCGCUCACCGGCCGCGACAUUUUGGCUCGCGCGAAGAACGGCACUGGCAAGACCGCCGCUUUCGUCAUUCCGGCACUGGAAAAGAUCAACCCCAAGGUCUCCAAGAUUCAAUGCCUCAUUCUCGUCCCCACUCGCGAACUCGCAAUGCAGACAUCCCAAGUCUGCAAGACACUCGGAAAACACCUCGGAAUCAACGUAAUGGUCACAACUGGUGGCACUGGGCUUCGUGACGAUAUCGUCCGGUUGCAGGAUCCCGUCCAUAUUGUGGUCGGAACUCCCGGAAGAAUCCUCGAUUUGGCUGGCAAGCAGGUGGCCGAUCUAAGCGAAUGUCCCAUGUUCAUCAUGGACGAGGCCGACAAACUGCUGUCGAUUGAGUUCACUCCCGUCAUCGAGCAGCUUCUGAGGUUCCACCCCAAGGACCGCCAAGUCAUGCUCUUCUCCGCCACAUUUCCCAUCUCCGUCAAAGAUUUCUCGGACAAGAACAUGUCCAGUCCAUACGAGAUCAAUCUCAUGGACGAGCUGACCCUGCGCGGUAUUACGCAGUACUACGCCUACGUCGAAGAGAAGCAGAAGGUUCACUGCCUGAACACCCUUUUCUCCAAGCUUCAGAUCAACCAGUCCAUCAUCUUCUGUAACUCGACCAACCGUGUCGAGCUCCUGGCCAAGAAGAUCACGGAGCUUGGCUACUCUUGCUUUUACAGUCACGCCAAAAUGGCCCAACAGGCUCGCAACCGUGUCUUCCACGACUUCCGCAACGGUGUUUGCCGCAACCUGGUCUGCUCUGACCUUCUCACGCGUGGUAUUGAUAUCCAGGCCGUCAACGUCGUUAUCAACUUCGAUUUCCCCAAGAACGCUGAGACGUACCUCCAUCGUAUCGGCCGCUCUGGUCGCUACGGGCAUCUUGGUUUGGCCAUCAACUUGAUCAACUGGGACGAUCGCUUCAACCUGUACAACAUUGAGCGCGACCUAGGAACCGAGAUUCAGCCGAUUCCUGCGACCAUCGACAAAAGCCUCUAUGUCUACGAUAACCCGGAGAGCAUCCCACGCCCCAUUUCGAACUUUCGGCCCGCUGCCAUCCAACAGCAGGAUCAGCCACUGAGCCCGCCAAUUCAAUCGCCAUCUCCGGGGUUGCAGUCCGGAGACCGGCAAGGACAGGGUAACCGCCAGAACGGUUCUGGCCGUGGGGGAUAUCAGGGUGGCCGAGGCGGUUCAAACGGUUCCCGCGGAGGCCGUGGCCGUGGCUUCCAAGGCCAGGGCGGUCGCCAAAACUACGGCGGUCAGCGUGGUGGCCGCCAGGGCUCCCAGCCCAGCACUCCCACCCAACAAGAAGUCUAA